GCAAAAUUCAAAUGUGAUCAGGAAGAAAAGAGUAUCAGUACAAAGUAAAACACGCUUCGUGUUCAUUUAGGCAGCUUAAUAUUUAUAUAUAGAAAGAUUAAGUCACUGUUCCAGAAGCGUUGGAUAUAAUCGAGGUAACGUAUGAAAUCGAUCUACAGCUUUUUUGUUUUCAUCCAGCAUUCGUAGCUAGCGUUAGCUAAAACAUGUUCUGUAGGAUAGGAAGUUAGCUAGCUAGUUAUCUCACUGAUGUCAGAUACUGUAACUAUAUAGCAAUUUAGCAAGCUAAUCCAGCGUGUCAUGUUUUUAAGCUAAAUCGUUGGCUAGUUGACGUUGGUAUCACUGCUUACAGUAACAACAAUCACAAACGAUACCUUGCUGUAUCUAGCUAACGUUAGCUAGCUAGGCUGGAUUUUGCUUGUGCAGCCCUACUAACUAGCUUAAGGUUACUUGCCAACAACAAGAUGUUAUGACUGCUUUAAUAUUGUCAAAUCAAGUCUUCUUUGCCUUGGUAACGUUAGCUAGGCUCAUAUAUCCAACUGUUACAUUUAACAUAUAAUGGUAAUGGUAGCUAGCUACAGUAUAACUUGUCUAAAUGCAACUUUAGGAAGCAGAGAGGAAUAAAGAACUGAAUGUGCAUCACUGUGUCCGUUUUUCCCCCGGACAGUCACGAUGAGCGCAUCCUCCACACCCAUCUCCCGGGUGCGUCAGUGGGCCUCACCGUCCCUGAAGCACAAGGGCGCCUCUCCUGCUGCCAGCAACACAUCGCUCCUCGCAUCUUUCCCAGGCAACGAUGAUGAGAUGGAGCGUCGUCAGAGGCGCAGAUCCCGGGUCAUUGACCUGCAAGCCGCCACUGACUCCUCAUUUAAUGAAUCUGCCUCUCAUAGGUAGGACACCCCAAGCCCUCUCUUUGCUAGUAAUCUCCUAUACUACAUAUUGACAGGUGUCCUAUAUAUUUUUUAGACCUUUGUAUAAGAGACAAUCCUUGUUUGUAUUCAGCACCACGGGGACCCCUGCAGCUGUGCCUAAGCUGUCAAAUGCACAGAUCUCAGAGCAUUACUCCACCUGCAUCAAACUCUCCACUGAAAAUGUAAGCAGAAUGUGCAUGCACAUAUUUACUAUCGUUAACAGCCACUUCUAAGAGGGGCAGAAUCCAUCCCAAGGAAAUGUUGAUGUGUUGCUCUCCCUCCUCUUAAUUUAUUAUGGCAUAAUAUCUCCAACCAUGCAAGUUAUUGGAAACUGGCAUCUCAGAUUUACAAAGCCUUGUUCUGUUUUUGUAGAAAAUUACCACCAAGAAUGCCUUUGGUCUCCACCUGAUUGACUACAUGGCUGACAUCCUCAAACAGAAGGAUUCUGAGCUCACAAAUUUCAAGGUACGGCUUUAGACCUAAAUUAUUCCUUUAUUGUAGUUUCUGUUUAUAUGUCUCUUUGAAUUUCCUCAUUACACAAGACUCUCUUCAGAUUUGCGCUACUACUAUUAAGGAGAUGAAAGUAUAAUCUGCUAAUGCAGAGAAGAAAUAAGCUUAUAGCCCAACCACUUAAGAUAUACAUUGUUUUUAUAGGCCUACUCCAAAAUAAUGGAGUUGAUGAUAGACUAUUCAUUUCACUUUACUGGCCUAGCGUCUGUUGGCUGUAUGAGAGAGUGACCAUCUCAUACUGUUUCUGUCUGUCCCUGCCAAGGUGGCAGCGGGUACCCUGGACGCCAGCACCAAGAUUUAUGCGGUCAGAGUGGAUGCUGUCCAUGCUGAUGCCUACAGAGUCCUGGGAGGAUUGGGUGCUGAGACCAAGCCUGGGGAAGGUGAAAGCCUCUUAACUAUAACAUCGUUACACAGUCUAUGUUUCCCAAAUAGCAAACUAUUCCCCUUAUAGUGCACUUCCGAAUAACCAGGGUCCAUAGGGUAGUGCAUUAUUUAGGGAAUAGGGUGUGACACUGACUUUCUCUGUCAUUUAAUAAAUAACAAUAACAGAUCAACAGCCUCUGUUUGAACCUUUCCUCUCCUUGUGUUUGUGUAGAGCAUGGAGCAGGGGAUGAAGGAGAGAUGGAGGAGGGGGCUGAAGGUGACCUGGCUGCUAAGCAAGUGGUGAAGAAGAAGAGGCAUCCCAAGAAGACUGUGGAGCAGAACCUGAGCAACAUCAACAGCUCUGAGUCUGAGAGGAAGUGUGAGGUAAUUGAUGGUUUUCCUGCUCCAGGACUGGCCUGAGGUAAAAGACCAGGCUAUGCCUGUGUUUGUUGUGUUCGUUGUGUAUUCAGCUGGAAAUCUUCGAGACUGGUAGCCAAAUAGUGCUUGCGUCCCAAAUGGCACCCUCUUCCCUAUAUCAAAUCAAAAAUUUUUGGUCACAUACACAUAUUUAGCAGAUGUUAUUGGGGGUGUAGCGAAAUGCUACACCUGCAAUAUAGGGAAGGAUCUAGUCAUCAUUAGUGCACUAUAUAGGGAAUAGGGUGCCUUUUGGGAUGCAACCCAGGCUACACUUGUGAUCAUUGUGGAUUCACCUGGAAAUCUUUGAGACUGAUAGCCAGACACUGAAUAAAGAUGGAAUUGAUUAGGAAUGCCUUGAUUUAAUGUGAGGACUUAUUAUCACAUUUCCUGAGAGUAUGGAUCCAGCCUGGAUUGUGAAAGUUUCUACAAAGCUCAUUCAUGGUAAGCUCACACAUAUUAUCCCCCUCCUCGUUAUCGUCCUACCCCUCCAACUCCAGGUUGACCCCAUGUUCCAGCGCAUGGCGUCAUCCUUUGACGAGAGCAGCACGGCAGGUGUCUUCCUGUCAGUGUUAUUCAGUGAGGACAGUCGCUGUGAGCUCCUCUUCCCCUCCCACAUGACCCUGCUGCACUCCAGGCCCUCUUGCUCCCAGCAUCCGCCGCAGUGCGUCCCUGCAACACCCUUCACAGGUAACAAUGACCGUGUCAUCACACUUCGAUCUGGGGCCAUAUGUAGCAAGCGCCUCAGAGUAGAAGUGCUGAUUUAGGAUCAGUUUUGUCUUUUAAAUAAAAAUAAUAUGAUAUGAAUAAGGGAAGUCUGAUCCUACAUCAGCAUUCCUAAUCUGAGACGCAUGAUAAAUACGGCCCCUGGGCUGUUUUUGUUGUAUAUCAAUCAAUUUUAUUUUAUAUAGCCCUUCUUACAUCAGCUAAUAUCUCGAAGUGCUGUACAGAAACCCAGCCUAAAACCCCAAACAGCUAGUAAUGCAGGUGUAGAAGCACGGUGGCUAGGAAAAACUCCCUAGAAAGGCGAAAACCUAGGAAGAAACCUAGAGAGGAACCAGGCUAUGAGGGGUGGCCAGUCCUCUUCUGGCUGUGCCGGGUGGAGAUUAUAACAGAACCAUGCCAAGAUGUUCAAAAAUGUUCAUAAGUGACAAGCAUGGUCAAAUAAUAAUCAGGAAUAAAUCUCAGUUGGCUUUUCAUAGCCGAUCAUUAAGAGUUGAAAACAGCAGGUCUGGGACAGGUAGGGGUUCCAUAACCGCAGGCAGAACAGUUGAAACUGGAAUAGCAGCAAGGCCAGGCGGACUGGGGACAGCAAGGAGUCACCACGGCCGGUAGUCCCGACGUAUGGUCCUAGGGCUCAGGUCUCUCAGUUGGCUUUUCAUAGCCGAUCAUUAAGAGUUGAAAACAGCAGGUCUGGGACAGGUAGGGGUUUCGUAGCCGCAGGCAGAACAGUUGAAACUGGAAUAGCAGCAAGGCCAGGCGGACUGGGGACAGCAAGGUGUCAUCAUGCCCGGUAGUCCUGACGUAUGGUCCUAGGGCUCAGGUUCUCAGAGAGAAAGAGAGAACGAGAGAAUUAGAGAGAGCAUACUUAAAUUCACACAGGACACUGGAUAAGACAGGAGAAGUACUCCAGGUAUAACCAACUAACCCCAGCCCCCCGACACAUAAACUACUGCAGCAUAAAUACUGGAGGCUGAGACAGGAGCGGUCCGGAGACACUGUGGCCCCAUCCGAAGAAACCCCCGGACAGGGCCAAACAGGAAGGAUAUAACCCCACCCACUCCGCCAAAGCACAGCCCCCGCACCACUAGAGGGAUAUCCCCAACCACCAACUUACAAUCCUGAGACAAGGCCGAGUAUAGCCCACAGAGGUCUCCACCACAGCACAAACCAAGGGGGGGGCGCCAACCCAGACAGGAAGAUCACGUCAGUAACUCAACCCACUCAAGUGACGCACCCCUCCCAGGGACGGCAUGAAAGAGCACCAGCAAGCCAGUGACUCAGCCCCUGCAACAGGGUUAGAGGCAGAGAACCCCAGUGGAGAGGGGAACCGGCCUGGCAGAGACAGCAAGGGCUGUUCGUUGCUCCAGCCUUUCCGUUCACCUUCACACUCCUGGGCCAGACUACACUCAAUCAUAUGACCUACUGAAGAGAUAAGUCUUCAGUAAAGACUUAAAGGUUGAGACCGAGUCUGCGUCUCUCACAUGGGUAGGCAGACUGUUCCAUAAAAAUGGAGAUCUAUAGGAGAAAGCCCUGCCUCCCGCUGUUUGCUUAGAAAUUCUAGGGACAAUUAGGAGGCCUGCGUCUUGUGACCGUAGCGUACGUAUUGGUAUGUACGGCAGGACCAACUCGGAAAGAUAGGUAGGAGCAAGCCCAUGUAACGCUUUAUAGGUUAACAGUAAAACCUUGAAAUCAGCCCUUGCCUUAACAGGAAGCCAGUGUAGGGAAGCUAGCACUGGAGUAAUAUGAUCAAAUUUCUUGGUUCUAGUCAGGAUUCUAGCAGCCGUAUUUAGCACUAACUGAAGUUUAUUUAGUGCUUUAUCCGGGUAUACUGCCCCUUAGUGGGCUAGCGUAAUAUCUAGAUUUUUGCAGAGACAUAUAAUAUGUCUGGUUCUACUGAUCAUUGAGUGAUGCUGUAAGCCAAGGUAUUGACAGUUGGCCUACUUGUUCCGAUAAUAGUAUCAAGCAUGUAAAGAUGUUGAUUGUGUGAUUGACAGGUGGUCUCCAGCGGACCCAGGAGAAGAGCUCUAUCUGCCCCUCCCUGGCAGACUUCUCUUUCACCAGCUGGAACCCUGACCAGGUCAGAGCAACAUACACUGGCAAUAUACACAGGCUGUGUCUCAAAUGGCACCCUUUUCCCUAUAUGGUGCACUACUUUUGACCAGGGCCCACCCGCAAUAACAUCUGCUAAACAUGUGUAUGUGACAAAUAACAUUUACAUCAUUUAGCAGACGUUCUUAUCCAGAGCGACUUACAAAUUGGUGCAUUUGAUUUGAUAUAGUCUUUAUUUUUGUUUGGAAAUUAUGCAGAUGGUCAGAUUGGAUGUACAGUUUGAAACAGUAGCUAAACAGCCUCAGAGUAUCUUAACCAUAGUCUUUAUAUAAACUGUUGUCAUAUACAGACCAUGAACCAGAUGCUGGAGAAGUUAAAGCAGGGGGAUCACGUGUUUGACGUGAACGCGGAGGUGGACGAGGAGGAGUGUCAGGACUUUGGGGAUGAUUUUGAUGGAGACUAUGAGGAGGGUCAGGGGGACUAUGGUGGCGACGGCUCCAAGGAACACAAGGAUGGCUGUGAGGCUGGAGGGCCCGGGAGAGGAAGGUGAGGAUAUUGAGGGUGUUUGUUACAGGGUGGUAACAACCUAGGGGGUAACAUACUGAGGUUUUGUGUUGGUACUCUGCUUGUUUAUACCUGUAGAGGACCCCAGGGAUGUUUCAUGAGGCACCAAAGGGUAUUCCACUUCUAAACGGGUCAGGUAGCUUGAAGUGACUUUGUUCUGUCUAGAGUUUUUUGUGUACCAUGAUCUCCUGAGUGUUAAAAAAAUGUUUAUGCCAGUAACACACCCAGACCCAAUAAAGCGGCUAUCAGCAGUUGAAACGAUAACAAAAAGCUGAGGGAUGGUGCUGGAGAAAUGUAACCACUCUCAAAUUCAUAGAGCUAUGGAUGCAGGGACUGACCCAACAUUUUAUAGUUUUAACCAUGUUUUGAGGCUAUUUUGUUUACGUUUACAGACAUUGGAGUAAAACAAGUGUAUAUUUUGUGUUCUGAUGGGCUAUGACAGUUGAACUAAGCUAAUGAGGCAUUUAUAAGUUACAUUCUUCAAGAAUCAAUAGGUAUACACUGAGUGUACAAAACAUUAGGAACACCUUCCUAAUAUUGAGUUGGACUCCCUUAUUCCCUCAGAACAGCCUCAAUUCGUAGGGGCAUGGACUCUACAAGGUGUCGAAAGCAUUCCACGGGGAUGCUGACCCAUGUUGACUCCAAUGCUUCCCACAGUUGUGAGAAGUUGGCUGGAUGUCCUUUGGGUGGUGGACCAUUGUUGAUACACACUGGAAACUGCUGAGCAUGAAAAACCCAGCAGCUUUGCAGUUCGUGACACAAACCGGUGUGCCUGGCAUCUACUACCUUACCCCGUUCAAAGGCACUUAAAUAUUUUGCCUUUCUCAUUCACCAUCUGAAUGGCACACAUACACAAUCAAUGUCUCAAUUGUCAAAAAAAUUUUUGCCUGUCUCCUCCUCUUCAACUGCAUUGAUUUAACGAGCGUUAUCAAUAAGGGAUCAUAGCUUUCACCUGGUCAGUCAGUCUAUGUCAUGGAAAGAGCAAGUUUUCCUACACAGUGCAUUCGGAAAGUAUUCAGACCCCUUGACUUUUUCACAUUUUGUUACGUUACAGCCUUAUUCUAAAAUUGAUUAAAUUGUUUUUUUCCCUCAUCAAUCUACACACAAUACCCCAUAAUGACACAGCAAAAACAGGUUUUUAGAAAUUGUUGCUUAUUUAUUACAAAUAAAAACACUGAAAUAUUACAUUUACAUAAGUAUUCAGACCCUUUACGCAGUACUUUGUUGAAGCACCUUUAGCAAUGAUUACAGCCUCGAGUCUUCUUGGGUAUGACGCUACAAGCUUGGCACACCUGUAUUUGGGGAGUUUCUCCCAUUCUUCUCUGCAGAUCCUCUCAAGCUCUGUCAGGUUGGAUGGGGAGUGUCGCAGCACAGCAAUUUUCAGGUCUCUCCAGAGAUGUUAGAUCAGGUUCAAGUCCGGGCUCUGACUGGGCCACUCAAGGACAUUCAGAGACUUGUCCCGAAGCCACUCCUGCGUUGUCUUGGCUGUGUGCUUAGGGUCGUUGUCCUGUUGGAAGGUGUACCUUCGCACCCAGUCUGAGGUCCUGAGCGUUCUGGAGCAGGUUUUCAUCAAGGAUCUCUCUGUACUUUGCUCCGUUCAUCUUUGCCUCGAUCCUGAUUAGUCUCCCAGUCCCUGCCACUGAAAAACAUCCCCACAGCAUGAUGCUGCCACCACCAUGUUUCACCGUAGGGAUGGUGCCAUGUUUCCUCCAGACGUGACGCUUGGCAUUCAGGCCAAAGAGGUCAAUCUUGGUUUCAUCAGACCAGGGAAUCUUGUUUCUCAUGGUCUUAGAGUCCUUUAGGUGCUUUCUGGCAAACUCCAAGCGGGCUGUCAUGUGCCUUUUGCUGAGGAGUGGCUUCCGUCAGGCCACUCUACCAUAAAGGCCUGAUUGGUGGAGUGCUGCAGAGUUUUUGCAGAGUUCUCCCAUCUCCACAGAGGAACUCUGGAUAUCUGUCAGAGUGACCAUCGGGUUCUUGGUCACCUCCCUGACCAAGGCCCUUCUCCCCCGAUUGCUCACUUUGGCCGGGCGGCCAGCUCUAGGAAGAGUCUUGGUGGUUCCAAACUUCUUCUAUUUAAGAAUGAUGGAGGCCACUGUGUUCUUGGGGACCUUCAAUGCUGCAGCCAUUUUUUGGUACCCUUCCCCAGAUCUGUAACUCGACACAAUCCUGUCUCGGAGCUCUACGGACAAUUCUUUCCACCUCAUGGCUUGGUUUUUGCUCUGACAUGCGCUAUCAACUGUGGGACCUUAUAUAGACAGGUGUGCCUUUCCAAAUCAUGUCCAAUCAAUUGAAUUUACCACAGGUGGACUCCAAUCAAGUUUUAGAAACAUCUCAAGGAUGAUCAAUGGAAACAGGAUGCAUCUGAGCUCAAUUUCGAGUCUCAUAGCAAAGGGUCUGAAUACUUAUGUAAAUAAGGGAUUUCUGUUUUUUAUUUUUAAUAAAUGUGCAAAAAUGUAACACUUGUUUUCACUUUGUCAGAUUGGGAGGAUUUGUAUUUAUUUAAUCAAUUUUAGAAUAAGGCUGUAACGUAACAAAAUCUGGAAAAAGUCAAGGGGUCUGAAUACUUUCUGAAUGCACUGUAUAUCAUUCAUUUUAUACGUAAAAAAAAAAAAAAGUGAUGUUGCAACUGCAUAUUACCCUUUUAAAUAUCCAGUUUAGAUGUCAGGAUGAAUGAAGAGAAACCAUUUUACUCUUGACAGAAACAGCUCCACUACUACUGACUAUGACCUACUUAAAUUCAGUCCAGACCUAAAGCUUUAGGAUUUAGUUACUUAUCAGAGCAAAAGUAAUUGGCCUUACAAAGCUGAUGACGUGUUAGUAAGUUAAUUUUUUAUUAUGCACAAAAAUGGGUCAUUAUUUUUUUCAAGUCUCUAGACUUAAUAAGGAAACAGAUUUUUGUAUUUCUGUAUCUCCAAUAAAAUGUGAUGUUAUGACUGUUUACAGGGAUGUGAUUCCCAUCGGAGAGGGGGACGUAGCCACCAUGUGUCUGCAGCUGUCCGACCAGCCCAGAGAUUACUCCUACUUCAGCCCCAGGACCAUGGCUACCUGGGCAGGCCCUGGCUACUGGCGCUUCAAACCUCUGCUCAAGAGUGAGUGGUGGUUGUACACAGAGAGCCAUGUUGUUUAUGUAUGUUUGGGAUAUUCCCUUAACAGCAUUGUCCACUAAAUAUAUCUUCUUCAUUCUUCCCUUCUCGCUUUCUGUCUCGCUCUCUCUGUGUGUUUAGAGGACAACAUGCCUGAGAAGGAGGGUCGCAAGAGAAAGCCAAAGAAGGCCUUUGAAAUCGACUUUAAUGACGAUGUCAACUUUGACACCUACUUCCGCGCCACUAGAGUAAGCCCUUGGUUACCCCUCUAGUUCGCUGAUGCAAUCCCUCUCAAUUAGUCUUGAUGAUUGUUUGAUCCGUACCCAAGAGCAUCACUCACUAAGUGCCAGUUUUCUGAGCCAUUGCCAUUGUGACAAUUACUGUAUUAUUCACUUGUGUAAAUCAGUUUUGAUGCUAAUACAGGGGUCAAGUGUCUUAACAAUCCCAGCCUGUGUGUGAGACAGUUGUGCAGUUUCAUAUUAGUCACUGCAGCAGAGGAAAUGUGGUUUUAGUAGCUGAAGGGGUUUCCCCACCACUCAUAUAUGGACUCAGACAGUUCUCUCACCUCUGUCUAUGUUAUUUGGGUUCUCUCAGGCCGCUACCACUAACACCAAGUCAGCCCUCAGCACAAGCAACAAGAAGACCACUCUGGCAGCAGACUUCCAGUUCCCCCCUGAGACCCUGUCCCAACUCAGCCUCAAGCCCGCCAGCACAGUAAGGCCUCCCUUACACCCUCUUUAUCCCAACAACCAGCAUGGAAUAAACACCAUAGAAAUAAAUGUGCCGCAUACCAGUUGACCCUGUCCUGCAUCUCCAUGGCGAUACAGGGGGACAGUGGUGUGCUAAAACAAUGUGCAGCCGCCACCAGAUACAAUCAGACCUUCAUCACCGUAGCUGACAGGAACUGAUACGCUGCUACAACGUUAUCCAUUGUACUACUAACAUCUUUGAUUCGCACUCCUUCUCUCACUUUUUCUCUCUCCCCUAUGUAUCACCCCUCUGUCCUAUUCCUUCUCUCCCCCCACCCACCUCAAUCUUUUUCUCUUUCUCUCACUGUUCUUACAUACAAAAACAAGAGGAAAAAUGACAAUGUAGAACCUUGAUGGUAAACAUUGACUAAUUAGAAGUGAGGGUUGUGAUGCCACUAACACACGCGAUGUGUUCUAUGUCAGUUAACUUGUGUGUUCUAUGUCAGUUAUGUAAAGAGGGCCAGAAGAGGUUGUCUGGAGAGCUGGGGGAAGGCAUCGGAGACUACGACUACAACAACGCCAACGACACAGCCAACUUCUGCCCCGGACUGCAGGUCUGAAACCACCAUACUGUCAAUCUCCCACAGUCUUAUUCAACACUUCAUUUCCCUCAUACCUUUUUUCACCUUGUAAUAUCAAUCAAUCAAAUUGAUUUAUAAAGCCCUUUUUACAUCAGCAGAUGACACAAAGUGCUAUACAGAAACCCAGCCUAAAACCCCAAACAGCAAGCAAUGCAGAUGUAGCCAUUAUAACAUGGCAUUAUUUAUCCCCCAUCAAUGCCACAUUUUGGGCCCUCAAUUGUUUAGUAGCUGCUUCAAAUAAUGGGUUAAUCUCUCUCUACAUCUCUAUCAAUCUAUAUAAGGGCGGUGAAAGUGAUGAUGAUGGUGAAGGGUUCAUUGGGGGUACAGAUGACACCCAGCCUUCUGUGGAUGGUAACCCCGCCUCCUCACAAGAACCAUGACGACGUGUCCACCUAUGGGGAGGAUGACCUGGUGCCAGAGCCACACAGGGUAAGACUGAAGGGAAGGGGAAGCCAAUGUUUAGCGAGUGUCUGUUUGAAAAGUUUGCAUUUGGAGACAGUGGCCAGAUAAACAAGACCAAAGCAUGUAUUGCUGUCUUGCCUUGUCCAUAGACUGCUUACAUGGCAAGGAAACCAAUAUCGCGUUUUCUAAUGUGGCAGAAUUAUCCCUUUUAAAUGUUGUUAAGCCUAGCUUUACUUUUCAUUUCAGGUUAACAAGAUUGAGAUCAACUAUGCCAAGACAGCCAAGAAGAUGGACAUGAAGAGGCUCAAGAACACCAUGUGGAAUCUUCUGACUGACAGUCUGGAAAAACCAGCCAAGGUCAGUUUCUUUCCCCGCCAGGUCUCAUUGAUUGGAUUCUGUGAUCGGCAAAUGUUAUUGUCUUCCCUCCAUGCCUCUUCCUUGCAGACCUGGGUUCAAAUACUAUUUAAAAUCGUUCAAAUACUUUAAGUGUUUGCUUAAGUCUGCCUGGAGUACCAGGUGGACAGUGUUUGCACUUUUAUAUUGGUACCAUUGUAAUGGGCAAGCUCAAUCAAGCUCAGAUUAUGUAUUUUAAAUUAUUUCAAAUAGUAUUUGAACCCAGGACUGCUUCCUUGUGAUUAACAGUGUUGUGUUCUCAGCAGGAGGUGAAGAAUGUGGAGACUUCAGUAGUGUUUGGGGAGAAAGUCUUCAGCCAGACCACACAGACCCUGCUUCAAAGGUACCAAGCCUUAAUAUCAGUACUGGGCCCAUUCUCAAAUGGCUCUAGUGUUCUUUCUCAGCUGCCAUUGGAGAGCAAUUUGAAAAAUUGUGGUGGAUUUGCUUCUUAUUUUUUCCUUAAACUGGUAGCUAGAUAGACAUGAAUAAUUGAUUUAGACACUGCUGCCAACUGAGGGACUUUGGAUGGGGAUGGUCCAAACAUUAAUUUGCUCAAACGGAUGUGGAUAGGACAUAAGUGCUGAUAAAUAAUUGAAUAAACCCCAUAUCUUCUCCUUCCUCUCCUGCCCCUUCAGCUUGCCCCCCACCAUGGCUCAGAACCUGUCCGUGCCCCUGGCGUUCGUCGCCCUGCUGCACUUGGCCAAUGAGAAGGUGAGUAGCUACUCCUCUGACUGCCAGCAUAUAAUAAUAUAAUAAUAUGCCAUUUAGCAGACGCUUUUAUCCAAAGCGACUUACAGUCAUGUGUGCAUACAUUUUUACAUAUGGGUGGUCCCGGGGAUCGAACCAACUACCCUGGCCGUUACAAGCGCGGUGAUCUACCAGCUGAGCUACAGAGGACCACAAUCAUAGCAUUCCUAAAAUAAGUUGGUUCUAGACAUUGCUAUUAUGUUGACAUAUCACAUAUAGUUGUACAAAGCUACAUUAUUAACAAAAAAAUAUAUUUGGAGGUUUUCUUAGUUGAGAGGGUUUGUGGAAGGAAUCAUAGUGGACUUUAAUGUAUCUUGGCUGUGCUAAAUAGGCUGUGUUUACACAGGCAGCCCAAUUCUGAAAUUCACUAAUUGGUCUUAUGAAAAAUCACAUCAGAUAUUUUCAUAUCAGUUUUUUUUCAGAGCUGAUCUGAUUGGUCAAAAAAAACAAUGAGUGAAAAAAAUAUCAGAAUAGUCUUCAGUAUCAAGACUGUGUUCACUUGGUGGUUGAGUGUGAAGGAAGAGUUAACCGCAGCACUCACUCAUUCUUUGUCAUUCAUUGUCUGUUUCUUUCAACAGAAUUUGGAGCUCAUCAAGGUGGACGACAUGUCAGAUAUCAUCAUCAAGCAAGGUCAAUGAAAAGGGAUAGACAAUGGGACUUUAAAAACAGAGUUAUUUCCUUUUCUCUUCAAUCUGCUUAAUAUCACCUUUUCUAUGUAUAUGAUGAAUUAUGUGCCAUUCAUGUCAAGCAAAGGCACCCUUACAUUUUAAAUUUUUAGCCUGUGAAAGAUGUUAUUUCUCAAAUGUAUAAUAAGUGGCCCUUAAAAAUGACUCCUGUCUUUUUAUUACCUGAAGUGUUUUAAACAUAUUUACCUGUACUUUCCGUUUAAUCUGUCCUUUUUCUCUCUACAUCUAUUGUGUGUAGAUAAUUUAAAUGCUUCACUCACAACGGUGUAAUGUGUACAUACAUACCAAAACAAAUAAACAUUUGUUUUCUACA
Molecule: messenger RNA, 12482 nt
Organism: Coregonus sp. 'balchen'
Lineage: Eukaryota; Metazoa; Chordata; Actinopteri; Salmoniformes; Salmonidae
Source: the annotation of a GenBank genome assembly